Molecule: messenger RNA, 12766 nt
Organism: Podarcis muralis (Common wall lizard)
Lineage: Eukaryota; Metazoa; Chordata; Lepidosauria; Squamata; Lacertidae
Gene: PLXNA2
Product: plexin A2
Biological process (GO): semaphorin-plexin signaling pathway; regulation of cell migration
Cellular component (GO): semaphorin receptor complex; plasma membrane
Molecular function (GO): semaphorin receptor activity; protein binding
Source: RefSeq, a predicted model, not a curated record
GGUACUGGCAGAAAGCGAGCGAGAGCGAAGCGCGCGGAGUGAGCGAGCGUGAGGGAGAGAGAGAGAGAGGGUGGGCGGGAGCGAGAGGGAAACGCCGAGCCACAUCCAUGAAGGAAAUGACAGCGUGAGGCAGGCGAGGCAAGGCAGCCCUAGCCAGCCAGCCAGCCGCCGCCAAGGGGAAGCCUGCCGGGGCUCGCCGAUGCCAGCCCGGAGUCCGAACGGAUCCCUGAGGUGGCCAAGCCCCGCCAGCCAGACGAGCGGGAAGCAGCCUCGGGCACCGCAUCUCGGGCACAACAAGCGGGCGAGGCGCGCGCGCCGGGCUGCUGCCGCGGAAUGACUGACUGACUGACUGACGCGCGGACUGAGUGCCGGAGGGGCGGCAGGCAGGCAGGCAGGCAGCGGCUCCGUCAGGCAGGAGGAGCAGCCGCCGCGCGACUUUCGGAAUACAGAUCCAUGCCAGGCUGGCCGGGGGUUUCAUGAAGCCGGGCUGUGUGUGGAUUACCUCGCCGUAAUUCCGAGGAGGGAGAGGGCGACGGGGAGCGCCCGGGGAGCGGCGAGGCGAAAGAGUCCUUCUGGAGCCUGGAAUCAUGUGAGAAACACUGCUGUGGCAAGAGAGACACACAGGGAGUUUUGAGGUUCACACUCCCUUUCCUCCUCACUCUCCACCACAGAAUGGAACAGAGAAAGAUCUGGCCUCGGAUAUGGGACUCCGAAGACUCAUCGGUGGCCUUGGUGUUUCUUUGCCUGGUUUUAUUUUCAUGGAAUGCCACUAGCACUCCCGUCUAUAAUACCUUCCACUCUGAGAACCGUGAUUGGACUUUCAACCAUCUGACUGUCCAUCAGGCCACUGGAGCAGUCUAUGUGGGAGCCAUCAAUCGGGUUUACAAGCUGUCUGGAAACUUGACCAUCUUGGUUGCUCACAAGACAGGACCAGAGGAGGACAACAAAUCCUGCUACCCACCACUCAUAGUGCAGCCCUGCACUGAGAUCCUAACACUGACUAACAAUGUGAACAAGCUGCUGAUAAUUGAUCACACAGAAAAUAGGCUGUUGGCCUGUGGGAGCCUCUACCAAGGAGUCUGCAAGCUGCUGCGAUUGGAUGAUCUCUUCAUCCUGGUGGAACCAUCUCACAAGAAGGAGCACUAUCUUUCCAGUGUUAACAAAACUGGCACUAUGUAUGGAGUUAUAGUUCGCUCUGAGGGUGAGGAUGGGAAGCUUUUCAUUGGUACAGCAGUAGAUGGCAAGCAGGAUUACUUCCCCACUCUCUCCAGCCGGAAGCUGCCACGUGACCCAGAGUCAUCAGCUAUGUUGGAUUAUGAACUUCACAGUGACUUUGUUUCAUCACUCAUAAAAAUUCCUUCAGACACACUGGCCUUGGUCUCACACUUUGACAUAUUUUAUAUCUAUGGAUUUUCCAGCGGCAACUUUGUCUAUUUUUUGACUGUCCAGCCAGAGACUCCUGAGGGUGUCUCCAUCAACUCAGCUAGCGAUCUCUUCUACACAUCUCGAAUUGUGCGUCUCUGCAAGGAUGACCCCAAGUUCCACUCCUAUGUUUCUCUGCCAUUUGGUUGUGUCAAAGGUGAUGUGGAAUAUCGCCUCCUACAGGCAGCCUACCUUUCCAAGCCUGGGGAGGUGCUGGCCAGGUCCCUCAAUAUCACUGCCCAGGAUGAUGUCCUUUUUGCCAUUUUCUCCAAGGGACAAAAGCAGUAUCACCAGCCCCCUGAUGACUCAGCUCUUUGCAUCUUUCCCAUCCGUGCUAUCAAUGCCCAAAUUAAGGAGCGCUUACAGUCUUGCUACCAAGGGGAAGGCAACUUGGAACUCAACUGGCUGCUUGGGAAAGAUGUUCAGUGUACCAAGGCGCCAGUCCCAAUAGAUGACAACUUCUGUGGGUUGGACAUUAACCAGCCACUGGGAGGUUCCAUACCAGUAGAAGGGGUGACUCUUUACACAUCCAGCCGCGAUCGGAUGACUUCUGUCACUUCAUAUGUCUACAAUGGCUACAGUGUGGUGUUUGUGGGCACCAAGAGUGGCAAGCUGAAGAAAAUCCGAGCAGAUGGGCCUCCUCAUGGUGGCAUUCAGUAUGAAAUGGUGCCAGUUUUCAAGGACGGGAGUCAUAUCCUUCGUGACAUGGCCUUCUCCACAGAUCAUAAUUACCUCUAUGUCAUGUCAGAAAGACAGGUGUCUCAGGUUCCCGUUGAAUCAUGUGAACAGUACACAACCUGUGGAGAAUGUCUGAGUUCAGGAGACCCUCACUGUGGUUGGUGUGCUCUGCACCAUACGUGUUCCCGGAGGGACAAGUGUGAGAGGGCAGAUGAACCAUAUCGAUUUGCAGCCAGCAUCAAGCAAUGCAUGAGCAUCAUUGUGCAACCUAGCAGCAUCCCGGUUUCUGAGCACAGCCUUCCGCUCAGCUUGCUGGUGAGAGACGCACCUGACCUGUCGACUGGUAUCACUUGCGUAUUUGGAAACCUCACUGAAGUUGAAGGCCAAGUUUUGGGCAACCAAAUUGUAUGCAUUUCACCAGCAUCAAAAGAUGUUCCUGCCAUACCUGUGGACCAAGAUUGGUUUGGGAUAGAGCUGCUUCUGAAAUCGAGAGAGACAGGAAAGAUGUUUGUCAGCACAGAGUUCAAGUUCUACAACUGCAGUGCCCACCAGCUGUGCCUGUCUUGUGUGAACAGUGCUUUUCGUUGCCACUGGUGUAAAUAUCGAAACCUCUGCACUCAUGAUCCCACAACGUGUUCGUUUCAAGAGGGGAGGAUCAAUGUCUCUGAGGAUUGCCCACAGCUGUUCCGUACAGAAGAGAUUUUGAUCCCUGUUGGUGAAGUGAAGCCCAUCACCCUGAAGGCUAGAAAUUUACCUCAGCCUCAGUCUGGCCAGCGUGGCUAUGAGUGUGUCCUCAACAUCCAAGGGGUAGUCUAUCGGGUGCCUGCUCUGCGCUUCAACAGUUCAAGUGUCCAGUGCCAGAAUAGUUCUUAUCUCUAUGAUGGAAUGGACAUAAGUAACUUAGCAGUAGAUUUUGCUGUGGUUUGGAAUGGAAACUUCAUUAUUGACAACCCAGAGGAUUUGAAAGUUCACCUGUACAAAUGUGCAGCCCAGCGGGAAAGUUGUGGGUUGUGCCUGAAAGCAGAUCAGAAAUUUGAGUGUGGCUGGUGCACUGGAGAAGGGAGGUGUACUCUGCGUCAGCACUGCCCCUCUCCUAUUGGUGGAUGGGGAAGGUGGCUCGACUGGUCAAGCAGGAAUGUCAAAUGCUCCAACCCACGAAUCACUGAGAUCCUAACAGUGUCAGGCCCACCAGAGGGAGGAACACGAGUUACAAUUCGUGGUGUUAACCUGGGCCUGGAUUUCUCCGAGAUCGCCCACAAUGUACAAGUGGCUGGUGUGGAAUGUACACCAUUGGAGGAGCAGUACAUUAUUGCCGAACAAAUUGUGUGUGAGAUGGGACAGGCUGAGCCUGACAUCAGUUCCGGCCCUGCACUUCUCUGCAUCGGAGAGUGCAAGUCAGAAUUUGUGGCCAAGUCUGCACAGCAUUACACAUUUGUGAACCCUGCAGUGAGCACCUUGAGUCCUAGCCGUGGACCAGAAUCGGGAGGGACUAUGGUGACCAUCGCUGGCCAUUUUCUGGGGGCUGGCAGCAGUGUAUCGGUGUUGCUGGGUAACCAGACCUGCGAGUUUUAUGGGAGGUCCAUAAAUGAAAUUGUGUGCGUGUCGGCACCUUCCACUCAUGGCCUUGGCUCUGUCCAUGUCUCAGUCAGUGUGGACCGGGCCCAGUUAGAGAGCAUGUUGCAGUUUGAGUACAUUGAUGACCCCAGAGUUCAACGUAUUGAUCCUGAGUGGAGCAUUGCCAGCGGCCACACACCUCUGACUGUCACAGGGUCCAACCUGGAUGUCAUACAAGAGCCCAGGAUCCGAGUGAAGUACAAUGGCAAAGAGUCUGUCAAUGUAUGCAAAGUUGUGAAUUCAACCACCCUAACUUGCCUGGCUCCCUCCCUCACUCUGGAGUACCGACCCGGUUUGGAUGCUGUUGAGCGACCUGAUGAGUUUGGAUUCAUCUUUAACAAUGUUCAGUCCUUGCUGAUUUACAAUGACACCAAGUUUAUCUACUACCCAAACCCUACCUUUGAACUUCUGAGUGCCACUGGGGUGCUGGAUCAGAAGCCAGGCUCACCCAUAAUAUUGAAGGGUAAAAAUCUGUGUCCCCCUGCCACUGGUGGAGCAAAGCUGAAUUACACUGUUCUGAUUGGAGAGACUCCUUGUGCUGUCACCGUCUCUGAGACCCAGCUGCUGUGUGAACCGCCAAAUCUCACCGGGCAACACAAAGUUAUGGUGCAUGUAGGUGGCAUCAUCUUCUCCCCUGGCUCAGUGAAUGUGAUCUCGGACAGCCUCCUGACCUUGCCAGCUAUUGUCAGCAUUGCAGCAGGAGGCAGCCUUCUUCUCAUCAUCGUAAUUAUUGUCCUCAUUGCCUACAAGCGCAAAUCUCGUGAAAACGACCUAACCCUCAAGAGGCUACAGAUGCAGAUGGACAACCUAGAGUCUCGGGUGGCCCUUGAAUGCAAAGAAGCUUUUGCAGAGCUGCAGACAGACAUCAACGAGUUAACCAGCGACCUGGACCGCUCAGGGAUCCCUUACCUUGACUAUCGCACAUAUGCCAUGCGGGUCCUCUUCCCUGGCAUAGAGGACCACCCUGUCCUGCGUGAACUAGAGGUGCAAGGGAAUGGACAACAGAAUGUUGAAAAGGCCUUGAAGCUAUUUGCCCACCUGAUCAAUAACAAGGUCUUUCUGCUGACAUUUAUCCGUACCCUGGAGAUGCAGCGAAGUUUCUCCAUGCGUGACCGUGGCAAUGUGGCUUCCCUCAUCAUGACAGGACUUCAGGGAAAGCUAGAAUAUGCCACUGAUGUCCUGAAGCAGUUGCUCUCUGAUCUGAUUGAGAAGAACCUGGAGAACAAGAAUCAUCCCAAGCUUCUCCUGCGCAGGACUGAGUCAGUGGCUGAGAAGAUGUUGACUAAUUGGUUUGCUUUCCUUCUCCACAAAUUCCUAAAGGAAUGUGCUGGAGAGCCACUCUUCAUGUUGUACUGUGCCAUCAAGCAACAGAUGGAGAAAGGCCCAAUUGAUGCCAUUACGGGGGAGGCACGUUAUUCCCUGAGUGAGGACAAGCUGAUCCGGCAGCAGAUUGAGUACAAAACUCUAAUCUUGAACUGUGUGAAUCCAGACAAUGAGAACAGCCCUGAGAUUCCCGUGAAAGUGUUGAACUGUGACACCAUCACUCAGGUCAAAGAGAAGAUUCUGGAUGCAGUGUAUAAAAAUGUCCCAUACUCACAAAGGCCACGAGCUGUUGACAUGGACUUGGAGUGGCGGCAAGGCCGAAUAGCACGUGUGGUCCUUCAGGAUGAAGAUAUCACCACCAAGAUUGAGGGUGACUGGAAGCGGCUAAACACCUUGAUUCAUUAUCAGGUGUCUGAUCGCUCUGUAGUGGCCCUCGUUCCCAAGCAGACCUCAUCCUACAACAUUCCCGCUUCUGCCAGCAUAUCACGGACCUCAAUUAGCAGAUAUGCUUCUUUUUCCUCCUGCCCAGAUUCCACAUUUCGGUACACAGGCAGCCCAGACAGUCUCCGUUCCAGGGCUCCCAUGAUUACCCCAGACCUAGAGAGUGGGGUGAAAGUCUGGCACUUAGUCAAGAACCAUGACCACGGUGACCAGAAGGAAGGUGAUCGGGGCAGUAAGAUGGUGUCAGAGAUCUACCUGACAAGGCUGCUUGCUACAAAGGGUACGCUGCAAAAGUUUGUGGAUGACUUGUUCGAGACCUUGUUCAGCACUGUGCACCGAGGCAGCGCUCUCCCACUGGCCAUCAAAUAUAUGUUUGAUUUCUUGGAUGAGCAAGCGGAUAAGCACGGCAUCCACGACACUGACGUGAGGCACACAUGGAAGAGCAACUGCCUUCCCCUCCGUUUCUGGGUGAAUGUAAUUAAAAAUCCACAGUUCGUCUUCGACAUCCAUAAGGGAAGUAUCACAGAUGCCUGCCUCUCAGUCGUGGCUCAGACCUUUAUGGAUUCUUGUUCCACCUCAGAGCACCGUCUGGGCAAGGACUCCCCCUCCAACAAGCUGCUCUAUGCUAAGGACAUACCCAGCUAUAAAAGCUGGGUAGAGAGGUAUUAUGCAGACAUUGCAAAACUCCCAGCCAUCAGUGACCAAGAUAUGAAUGCCUACCUCGCAGAACAGUCACGCCUGCACUCUAUUGAUUUCAACAUGCUGAGUGCACUCAAUGAAAUCUAUUCCUAUGUCAGCAAAUACAGUGAGGAGAUCAUCGGGGCUCUGGAGCAGGAUGAGCAGGCGCGCCGGCAGCGCUUGGCAUACAAAGUAGAACAGCUUAUUGGUGCCAUGUCUAUGGAGAGCUGAAGAAAGGAGCAGGAACUCCUGGAACAAAGAGAUGGAAGUAGUUGCCUCAAAAACUUCUGGGAACUGAGUAAAACCAGCAAGGAGGCUGCUGGGAACACACCUAAAGUACUGUGACAACCUCCACCGAGGAAGAGAUGUUAGCCCAGAUACGUAGCUCAAAAUUCGAUCAUCAGAUUUCAGCCAAAAGGACAGGAGAAAACCAGUAACAAUGGCGCAUCUAAAAAAGAAACCAGUUGGGUUUGCCAAGAAGUUGAGUUCCUCAAGUUGUACACCUAGAAAGGUUCUGGGAAGCCUAGAUUCCUCCAUGAGUGCUGCUUUGCAUGAAAGUUGUUUGAUGUAUAUUAGGAGAUAACAAAAAUGCUAUUUAAAGUUUUGUUUUGUUUUUUAAAGAAAAAGGAAAGAGAGAAGAAAAAAAAUGAAAUGUAACAAAAACCGCAGUGGCCACAUCAAAUAUCCCAUUGAAAAAAUUCCGCUGCAUACACUGCCCCUCCCAUCUCAUGAGAUCCCCGUUGUCUGUGGCUCAGAUGGAUGGUUCGCAAGUGGAUUUUCACGCCUUUGGGAAUGUUUGAAAAACUCCAUUUAUGCCUCUGCCUGGGAACUUACAGAAAGCCCCGCAAGCACAAAUUUGCACCAAACCUUUCAAAUAGUGCAGCUGGGGAAAGAAAGUCCAGCAGUCUGUAUCUGCAAGAGGCACUUAGCAGAAAUGUACCUGAGUGGAAAAGCCAUCCAGUCCUUCAGCCCAUCUGUCUUGAAAUUCAUCUUCAGCUGUGUAUUUAUAGAGUACAGAUAUUUUUUUAAUACUCCUUAUUUACCGUUGGAGGGGCAUAUGAUUUUAUGAAAGUCCUUCAUUCCUCUUCUGCGUUGAUACAAACCUUCUCCCUGUUGAAGAGAUUCCUCCCUGUCUCUGUGUAUUUGACAACUGUGUUCCUAAGGAAUGUCCUGUCCGUUUUGAAGCUAAGGAAAUUGUGAGUGGUUUAAACUGAAACUGGUGCAUUGUGGGCUUCUGCAGGUGCAAUUUGUGUAAAAACUAAUUGGCUUUCUUAGUUGCUUGGGGUGUGGGUUGGUUAGCUUUUGGGUCGUUGUUUUCCUAGUCACUAUGUGAUUUCUUGCAGUAAAGGAAAAAAUGUUUACAGCAAGUAAUACUUGAACAACGUAGACCUAGUGAGGCAACAUAUUUAUUGCUUUCCCACAUUGGAUUCGCUGGUGCUUAUGCAAUCAGGACAAAUGGCAUUUGCAUUUUUUCCCCUCACACCAUAUGCAAGGUCAUGCAAAGGUCAAGCAUAAGACUUCUAUGUCUAGUGGGAAGGGAGACAAAAGGAAAUGGCACACUCUACAUGCCUGUUAAUGGCUGUUGUCUUUGUCUUUGUCCAUGUGUCCUGUCUUGGGUUAGGUUUCUUAGCUGACCCUAACAGCCCAUUUCUUAGUGAUCAGUUGAAGGCUGGUGUCUGUGAGUUGUUGUUGUUGUUCCUUUUUUAAAAAAGAAAAAGACCAAAGCUUUCUUGUCCCUUUCGAGAGUGCCAAGUAGCAGGUGGGAUGCUGUAAAUAUUUCUCUCUGUAAUAAAUAUUGAUAUUUGUGCAGGCUGCAGCUAAGAAGGGUGACUGGGGCAAGACAAUUAGGCCUAAUGGAAGGCAAGAUUAUCGACCACACGGUUUCAGAUCCCGUGACUGGAAUCUGAGUCGGAUUUGAGAUAAGUAGAAUGGUUCCCUCAAGCGAGGUCUAGGAAGAAGCUGGUUGUGACACCAGCAUGUAUGACCAUUCUGACUGUGCCACCACCUCCCAAACUGUAUAGCAUUUUCAGCAUAAGACAAUUAAAUGUCUAGGGUUUAAAACAGCUGCUCUUGAUGGAUUCAGUGGAUACUAUCGCCUGUCCGUUAUAGGUUACCAGAGCACCAGUACUGUACUGGAAAACCUAAAGGUGUUUGGGGAGGAGUUGUCAUGAAGUAACCAUUUAGUAACUUUGUAUAGCUGUUUGAUGAAGGGAAUUUUUAGAAAAAACAAGGGAGGAAUUCAACAUUGUGCUAAGCUGAAAAUUUGCUCUCUUCCCCCUGCGUACUGUUCUGGGACACAUACACACACACUGAAUCAAUUUUUGGGAGGAUAGUGGCAAGCAUGGGGAGGAGAGGGUUAAAGCCAUGUUGCACAAGUGGAAGUCAUUGUGCAGUGCUUCCACUGACAGGAGGAGUCAUUAGGUGAAUCCCCACCCCUACCCCAAAGGCUUUUGCUCCUAACUCACUUCUAUAGCACCUAUAUAUCUCAGCUAUCUCCUGGGCCUAUCCUUGCCACAUCAGUCCAAAGCAGGAUUUAGACUUCAGAAGCACUGGAAGGUACUAUUAUAUGCAUGAAGUGGGCUCCAUGCAAUUAGGAAGUGGGGUGGUGCUGGUGGCCCUACCCAUGACAUUGUGCACCUCCCUCCCCCCACGUUGAGCAUGAACAUCUGAAUAGGGGGAGCCUAUGUUUCUAGAGCUCUAUGUGCAUAGGCUUCCACAAGAUAUGGAAUUCUGCAUGAAUGGGUUUCCAAAUUGCGUGGAAGUGCACAGGCGUAGAACUGUCCGUUUGUAGGCUUCCUCUCUUCAGUUGUCCAUACUCACUGGGUCAGGGAGGCUUGCAGUAUCAGGGGAGGGACCACCUCAGCCCUCUUUCCUGUUUAUUGAGUGGAGUCCUUUCAUGAGCAGGCUCAUACAUUAUUAAGAUCCUGUUCACCAUAUGAGGAAGGAGCAUCUUCUCUGGUAGAGCAGACACUUCUUGCCACUAAAUGGCUUGGGCAGCCAUGCCACUACCCCUAUUUCCUAUAGUGAGAGAUGGAGCUGCUUCCACAGAAGGCUGAGGGUGAGUGGGUUGCACGUUAAAUCCCUUACUCUGUGAGAAUCCCCAAUUUUUACUUUCUAAUCAUUAUCCUGAAUGCUGCCAGCAAAAGGAUAAAGGAAAGGAGCAACUUGCUGCUUUAAUUAUAAUUCAUUAAAAGCUGUGCCAAGCCCACUUUCCCCCUGAUAAUUCACUUUCAUAAGUUUCCCUGGGCCCUAUUAAUAGCCUGAAAGAAAUACUAAUGACUGACCUUGUGCAAUAAGCCAAAGCCUUUGACAUUCACAGCAGCCAAAGCUUUGCAGCCAGAAAGCUCUGAUUUACAUUGACUUGGCAGGAACAGGGACCAGGAGCCAAAUGAAUGGAGGCAUCUCAGAAGAAGAAGGGCAGCUUGGUUUCCAGAGCGUUACCUCUGUACUGUCUGGCAGUGUGAGUUUGAUUGCAAGAGCAGAUUUGUCUCCUCUGUUCCUGAACUUAAUUGUUAAUGUUUAACAGCCAAUUUUUGUUAAAAGAAUUUCCACUUCACCCAAUUACAGGUACUUCACAAUUAGAUCAUGUUAGGUCUCCUUCAGUGCACUUUCAUUUUUAUUGGUUUUCACUUUUUACAGAUGUUCUGUAUGGGUGUACCUUCAUCUUUCCAAACUGAGGCUGCAGUUUCUUGAGUAUUUAAUCAAAAGUAGAGGAAGAGGUAACUCACCCAGAGGUACUAUCUAGAAGGGGUGGGUAACACUAGAGUUGCUGGUUUAGGUUGUGUAGCCAUCUAGUGGCAAAAUGCACAUCAAUUGGCUUGAUCCUUUUGUUGUUAGCAGGUGUCAGGCAUGCUGAUUCAGGCACUGUCUGCAAGUGCCCCCUAACUAUAAGCAUUGCUUCCUACAGUUACACUUUUCCAUUGUAUACUGAUGAUCUCCACACACAGUUUUUAAGGCUGGAAGGGAUCUCCUGUGUGGUAUCAUUUCUUCUAGUAUUUUCUGCCCUCUGGCUGGAUGAAAUUUAUCUAAAGCUGAACUGGGAAUACAAGUCGUUCUCGAAUUUCUGCUCCACAAUUAAAUAAAUAUGGGAACCAAACGGCUACCAAACAGUCCAGUUGUGGCUGCUUCAUAGCCUGAUUCAUGGAUGGCUUUAGUAUGGUGGGGUAAGAUUCAAAUACUGUUUUCUUUGGACAGCAGCAGGAUUUGAGCAUUUAAAAGCCGUUGCAUUUGCCUUAGGUGACAUUCCCUAUCUGUGUCAGUGACUCCUUCCCCUGAUGUUUGAGUCCCAGCUUGCUCUGUUUCAGGUGUUUUCACAUCAAAGCCAGAGACGUCAUUUCUGGAAUUUCUGUGCCUAGCACGGCCGUUUGAAUAAUUCCAUUUAAUCUUCCAUUGAUGAGUGCUAUCCAGAGCCAUCAAAGAGCCCACUGCAAGGGGUAGUGAUGUGCUAAUCAAAUGCUUCUUUCCUUUGAAGGCCUUCGUUUUUUAAAAAAAUAAAAUAAAAUUCCAUCUAGUUAGCACACUUGCCUGUCCCUGCUGUAGUGGGGGGGUUUUUUCCCCCUCCCAGCACUAAAAUUCUGCAUCCGCAUCACUUGCCAAAGCAAUGGACCCUUCUGUCAGUAAUAGGUUCCAUGAUCAUUUAGAGUGUGGUAGAAGGGGUAAACAGCUAAAGUGCUACAGCUGUUCUGAGAAGAGCCUCUGGCUAAAUUAACAAUUUGUGUUGCAAAAAUGUUUAUAAUUUAAUUUAUUUAAAACAGGUUUAGGUCACCUUAAAAGAUAGAAACCCUCUCAAAGUGGUAACAACAAGGUAAAAUCAAAUACAGUACAGUCACAGUCUGAAAAUACAUAAUAAAGGCCAGCAGUAGUUAAAAAACAACAACAAUACCCGUCUGACCCAAAAUUACACAUAUUGAACCAGGUACUGAACCAUGAAACAGCCAAAGGAAAUAUCUCAUGUAAAAGCCAGGUCUUUAAUGUGCUCCAAAAAGCCUGUAACAAUUAAGUCUUCCCAGUGGUGAUGUAUACCAGCAGUGUGGGGCCACUGCAGAAGAGGCUCUCUCCUAAGAAGGGUGGUUGGUGAUCAUAACAUGUAGGCAGGCUGUUAUGAAUGAAAGUGGUCCUUUGGUUGACUCAGCCCCAAACUUUUUUAAUGCUUUAAAAAUUAUAAACAGCACUUUAAAUUGGGAUCAGAAAUGCACAGGCAGCCAGUUCAGCUGUUGCCAUGUGUCACCUGAAUUGACCACCUGGCUUCCACCAGAACUUGAGUAGUUACAUUUUGCAGUAGCUGAAGUUUCUGAACUCUCUGCAAAUGCAAUCCUACAAACAACACAGAUUCAACUAGUACACAUAUCUAGAUGGGCUGCUGUGCCAACAGCUACCCUAAGCUGGCAAAGAGCAUACCAACCCACCUAAGCUUCCCUAUUUAGUGCCUAUUUAGUGUGGACUUUGCUCUUAAAAGGGAGUGCAGCCCCAUCUAAGCUCAGUUGUAAAUCUCCUUCCAAAAUAGUCUAUUUCCCUAUUUGUCGUACCUCCAUGUUUUCUAGACUCAGUAUCAUUGUCAUGGGCUGACAUCAUAAAGUAGGACUUUUUAUCAAAGUGUCCUCCCAUUCCUUGCGGUUAACAAUAUUUUGGGUCAAAAGAAUGCCUGCCAGGGCAGCUCAUUUCUGCCCUCUGCCAAAGUGGUAGAAGGGCUCCCAGACCCCUUUAGCAGCAGAUACUUUGCUAGAAUGGUCCCACUUACUCAUUUGAGUUUACUUCAGUUUAAGUGAAAUCAUUUGUCAUCAUAGUCUAGAUGAACUGCCCCAAAAUUUCAUCAGCCUAACAAAGGGGCCAAAGUUUUGAUAUAUCAUUUGUGCAUCUCAGUGCAGUGUCUCUUCUCUUAAACUUUUCCUCCCACCCAAACACAAGAGCUGCUGGUACUGUGCUUCAGUUCUUCUCCAAGUAGUCCUGUUUGUUCACCUAAGCUGCGUAGUGUGUGGAUGAAUGGAACUCAUCUGCAACCAUUCCAGUUAGAGGAAGACAACGUCAUGGGAUGCCUCCAGUGUGCAAAUGUUGCCAUAAUGGAAAGGCAUAGUGGCAUGUGUUUUGUUGCUCUUGCCUGCCAUGCUCUACACCUGGAUGAAGGACUGAGAACAUCCCCGGAAGGCUCCAGUUUGAGAGAACUCUUAUUUCAACUUGCGUAAGAAUGAGAGCAGUUCCCAUUAGCAUCGCCAGGUGCUGUGACUUCCCCUUCAGCCCUCCUUUUAGGCUCCAGUAUUAUCUACAGUCACCUGUCAAUGGGAGUCAGUUCAACAGGCAAAAUGAAACAAAAAUAGCCUGACCUGAUUAAGCUUUGGGGGAGGAGAGAGAAGCUGAGUGGAGACUCAACCCUGGUGAAAAAGGACACAGCAGCAGGAGCAGUUGGAGAAGAAUAAAUACCCAACAUGAAAGAGCCAUUUAAACUCCAGCAGAGCUAGAGUUUAUCAGAUUUCAGCAUUCCAUUUGUACUAUAAACCACAAGCCAGUGACAAUACAGAGAGAUGCUAACUGUAUAUGUUUACUUGCUAGUGAGCAGUCUGAUCUUCUAAAUAAUAAAUGUGUUUCCAGAGAUAACUUCUCUCUCUUCCCCCAGUUA